Molecule: messenger RNA, 1204 nt
Organism: Photinus pyralis (common eastern firefly)
Lineage: Eukaryota; Metazoa; Arthropoda; Insecta; Coleoptera; Lampyridae
Product: carcinoembryonic antigen-related cell adhesion molecule 1-like
Exons: 4
Coding region: 192-728 (178 amino acids)
Biological process (GO): synapse organization
Cellular component (GO): neuron projection membrane
Source: RefSeq, a predicted model, not a curated record
GCAGUGCAUAUUGUGCGGAAUGGUCUCCAAAAAUUUCAUAUGGUUCCAAGGAGAGUGUCUAGUACCGAGGGCAAGGAAGCUAAGGGUGAUUAGGUACCGCGUAAAAUGCAGUCUCCUGGGUAAGGCAUAGAGAUAUACACCUACUCACAGUGGGACGAUAUACCUACACUUCGGAUCAACGUUUCGAAGCAAUGCACUCUCCGCACUCGGAGGAAUGGACGUUGAGGAUACGAUAUCCUCAAAGGAAAGACUCUGGUAUUUACGAAUGCCAGAUCAGCACGACACCCCCUAUAGGGCAUCCUGUCUAUCUUACAGUAGUUGAACCAAUAACAGAAAUCUUGGGUGGUCCAGAUCUAUUUAUUAAUCAAGGAUCAACAAUAAAUUUAACUUGUCUGGUGCAAUACGCGCCCGAGCCGCCGCCAAUUAUGUUGUGGUCGCAUAACUCAGUUCCCAUCAAUUUCGAUUCUCCGAGAGGGGGAAUUAGUUUAGUUACUGAAAAAGGACCUACGACAACAAGUCGUCUACUAAUUCAAAAGGCGGCACAAACGGACUCGGGGACGUACACCUGCACGCCAUCCAAUGCCAAUCCGGGAAACGCCCGGGUGCACAUACUUAAUGGAGAGCACCCAGCAGCGAUGCACCACGGAGGAAACUCGUCAGUAGCGCCUUCAACUGCGACGCUUCUAUUAAUAUCAACGUUGAUUCUACUGAGGCCACCUAUCACGUAGCGCCUUUAGACGACGUGGACGGCGUCUCUCGACAUCCAUCAAUUGUCUAAUUGUGAUGAAUCGCACGUAAUAUUUGUUAAAUAGCUUUGAUUAAACUGCCUGCCAAUUAUUGAACCUAAUCGCGGUAACAAAUGGUGUGCGAGUGAUGUUAUUGAUGAACCACAUUUACAACCACAAAUUACGUGUUUAUAAACAAUAUUUUAUACUGUCGCCCUAACGUCCCUCGUUCUGGGACAUUACUGUACAUAUCACAUAAAUUUAAUCAACGACUUUAAAUAUACGUGAACAUAUUUCCGAUUUAUAAUAAUCACAUCUUAAUGAAUUUUGUACAUAAAUUCAGUAUCUGUCCAAUAGUUGUGAACAAUAAAACUAAGCUCUAUUAAAAAUGAUUAUCAGAGCGAAAAUUUGAAAUUAUUACGUAUACAUUGUAGAGUUAAAAUUCAAAUGGAUUCAGUUGUAAAUUCGGCGUAUCCAUC